Messenger RNA from Helobdella robusta, 4449 nucleotides. RefSeq lists its product as hypothetical. The coding region runs from base 1 to 4449 and encodes 1482 amino acids. The transcript is spliced from 6 exons. NCBI's taxonomy places the organism in Eukaryota, Metazoa, Annelida, Clitellata, Rhynchobdellida, Glossiphoniidae. The record is from RefSeq and is a predicted model, not a curated record.
AUGGACUCCGAAGUAGUUAACUCGUUUACGAUUUCGGAGUUCAUGGUUCAAUGCUGCAAAGAAACCAGCAGCAUUAACAAUAACAACAACAACAAUAAAAUUGGUAGCAGUAUCGGCAAUAACAAACAUAACAAAUACAACAACAACAUCAACAGCAUCAACAAUAACAACAUUAUCAACAACAUCAUCAACAACAACAACAUCAACAACGACAAUAGAUACUCCACGAGCGAUGAAAAUUACUACAUCAACGACAUUAAAAAUACCUUCCACAACAACCAUUUCGUCGGCUACAACAACUUUAGAAACAAUUUGUUUAACAACAACAAUAACAACAACAUAAAUAGCAACAAAUAUUUUGUCAACUACAUAAACAACAACAAUAACUACAACAAUAACAACAAUAUAAACACUAUCAGUAACAAUAUUGCUGUAAACAACAACAACAGUAAAGCAAAAGUUUUCAGCAAUAGAUGUUUUAUCAGCGGUGGAUUUAGUGUUAGGUUUACGUGUCUUACUUGCAAACAUCAACAUCCACAACACCAACAAUAUAAACACCAACAACAGCAACAUAAACAACAACAUCAACUACACCACCUGCAGCAACAACAUCAACAACAACAUCAACGACAACAUGGAAAAGACCAAACAAAACCUAACAAUGUUUCAGACGAGUGCGAUUUCAUAAACACAGCAACAGAAGAAACUACAACAGCAACGUACAACAACGACAUAAAGUUUGAAUCUUCGUGUCCACUUAACAACAAUAUCAUCAAGAACAACAAAUUCAACACUCACAAAAACCACGACAUUAGCAGCAGCAACAACAAUAACAACAACUACUAUAGCAACUACAACAACAACAACAUUAUCUUUUACUAUCGAAACGCAAAUUGCCUGCCCAAAGAACUGGCCCAGUCUAAAUACUCAUUUUCCUCUUCCAAAAAAAGAUCUAUCUCUCUUAAAUGUUUGACGACAAUGUUGGGAGAUAGUGAGGUAACAACGUUGCUUGCCUUAAAAGAUUUUUAUUGGCUGAUGAAGGUUCCCUUAAGGUUCCAACAAGACGAGGACAAUUUCAAUGCAUAUCUAACUUUUCUCGGAACCAAUUGCUCCAAUUACACAUUUCUCUGUCCGCCUACGAAGUUAUCAUCACCAGCCUCGUCAUCAUCAUCAUCUUUCUCAACAUCAUCAUCUUCAUCCUCAUCAUCAUCAUCAUCUUCGUCUUCAUCAUCAUCUUCCUCCUCCUCCUCAUCAUCAUCUUCUUCAUCAUCAUCAUCAUCAUCGUCGUCAUCGUCAUCAGCACCACCAAUGUAUUUGGUGAGGGCGGUGAGAGAACCAGUUCGACCAAUAGGAGCCCUCUGCGUGGAUGAGUUCGAACACUGCAUGAACACGAAGAUGAAGACGAACCCGGAUGUUUCUGAUGUUCCAAAUUAUGAUGAUGAUGAUGGUGAUGGUGGUUGGGGUGGUCAUGGUGAUUACAAAGCCAUUGAUUAUCUCAAUGACGUGGAUGUUGUGCAAAUGAAUUCUUCCCUAACCCUCAGUCACCAUGUCAAUGAAACAAAAUCACUAUUUUUGUCAUCAUCUUCUUCACUUCACUCACAAAAAAGAAAAACAACGAAUACUUUGCAUUCCAAGAGAUCAGCUGACAUCUGCCACCCAGGCUCCUCCCACCAGCUGAUGUGUGCACGAACUUGCAAGCUCUGCACCAAUCAGCGGCCUCGAUUAUGCCACCUGCCAUCCCAUUGGUCGGGCGUUUGGCGCAGUCUAGCCAGAGGAAACAGUUAUGAGUACGCUGAAAAUGUGGAUGCCAAAAAUAAUAAUAAUAAUGGUGGUGGUGUUGGUGAUGAUGAGAAUUAUGAGCAAAUUGAAAAAAAUAUUCUUCAAGAAGAGAACGAUGAAAGUGACGUCAUCAUCGUCAUCAUCACGGACAGCACUAUCACUAUUGGCGAUCAUAAAUUUCAUUGUAUUGAUUGGUCAUUACCUUUGUCUUCGUCAUCUUCAUCAUCAUCGUCUUCGUCGUCAUCAUCGUCGUCGUCGUCAUCACCAUCAUUAUCAGCAUCUUCUUCUUCUCCGUGGCUUGCAAAUUUCAGGAGAGAGAUAAAGCAGACAGUCUUAAAAAGAAAAAAUAUUGACAGAAGUGACAAGAAGGACCACAAAAAUGUCAACAACAACAUCAACAUCAACAACAACAACAACAUCAUCAACAACAACAUCAUCAUCAACAACAACAACAUUGAUAAUUAUGAUGACGACGAGAACGAUAAAAAAAAUAUGAAUCAUGACGACAGCGACAUUACCGAUGACGAUGAUAAAGAAGAUGAUGAUAGUACUGAUUAUGAUGAAGAAGAUGAUGAUGGUGAUGAUGCUGUUUAUAAUGGCGGGAAAGAAACAGACGAAGUGAUGUUGUUGUUGGAAACGGGGGAGGGGUGCCAGCAACAAUACACGUGCAUGCAGGUUCGCAUCGCUAACAACAACAAUAAAAACAUCAACAACAACAAAAACUAUUUCAACAACAACAACAUCAACAGUAACUAUUUCAACAACUUCAUCACUAACAACAACAAAUAUUCAAACAAGGUUAAAAAUAAUAACAUUAAAAAAAUUACCAACUCCGACGAGACCUCCAACAAAGACGACAUCAACAAAAAUAGUCAUCACGACAUUAAAAUACAAAAACAACAUUUUAAAAACAACAAAUAUAAAAACAACAUCAACGACAACAAAAACAACAACAUCAUAGCCAUCAAAUUUGCAAAAUUGCAAUCAUGGCCCAUCGUUAGAAAGAGAAACCAUUACACAAAGAAAAAUAUCAAUGGCGAUGAUGAUGAUGAUGAGGAUGAUGAAAGUGGUGAUAAUGAUAAUGAUGUUGGUGGAAAUGAUGAUGAUGAGAUGUUUAAUAUCUACAACCCAGACUUAAACAAUAUAAACUGUAGCUUGUUCGUUUAUUCAGAAGUUAAUGAUGACAAUGAUGAUGAUGAUGAUGACAAUGAUGGCGAUGAUCCCAGAAUCUUUUCAACUAGUUUUUUCAGAUAUUUUUAUAGAUAUCAAAUGAACUCAUCGACGUCACCAUCAUCAUCUUCAUUAUCGUCAUCGUCACCAUCAUCAUCGUCAUCGUCAUCAUUACCAUCAAGUCCUUCAUCAUCAUUAUCGUCAUCAUCAUUAGCAUCAUUCCCUUUGAUUUCAUGGCAAUCUGACGCAUCGUCGUCAUCAUUAUCAUCGCCCUCAUCACCAUUAUCAUCAUCAGUUUCAACGUCAUCAUCAUUAUCAUCUUUGUCUACUUCUUCUUCGUCAUCUUCUUCAUCGUCGUCGUGUGACUGUCACUUCCCAUCAAAUUUAAACAUGUUCACUUUCGCAUUUGUUAAAAAAAUUUCGCGAACUCGUCAACAUUUUUCCACUUCCACUUUUAAACACUCUUCAAAAUGGAAGAACUCCACAAAAUCCAACAGUAUCGAGGCGAAUGAGAAUGGCGAUGAUGAUCCCAACCCAUUGAAAAACUUCAAAUACAACAACAUCAACAAUCACAACAACUCCAAUAGCGGUAAAACUGGUGACAACAUUAAUAACAACAUGAGGAGCAACUACAAACACUACAACAAGUUUAACAACCUCAACGACAUUAAUUUUAUAAAAUACAACAACAUCAAUGACAACACCGAAUGUGCUUUAUUGAACAUUUCAAACUUGAACGACGACAAAACAACAAUACUAUUUCAAUUUUUUGACAACAACAACAACGGCAACAACAACAACAACAAUAACGACAACAACAACAACAACAACAGUUGUUUCAACUUUAUUAAACCGCACAACUCAACAGCAGGAAGAAGCAUUCACAUCAAUAUAUUAUUUACGUGCCUACUCUCACAAGAUUAUCAUUAUCAUAAUUUAUCAUCAUCUUCUACUUUUUCAUCCUCGUCGUCGUCUUUAUCGCCAUCAUCACUUUCAUCUUCAUCUUCGUCAUCUUCGCCUUCCUCAUACUCGUCUUCAUCGUCAUCGUCUUUGAAGCCAGUUUACCAGCUUCACAUCUUCAACUUUCCCUACGUCAUAUUUCAAAACAACUUGCCGAACAACUUGAAAUUACACCAGAGAAACAAAUUGCACCAGGAAAAUAACUUUGGUGGUGGUCGUCGUAGUGGCCUGAGUGGUCAGUUGAAAGGCGGUUUGCCGAAAAUUCGAACGAACCAUUUGUUGUUCAGUAUGAACAAAAUUGUGAACAAUGCAAACAUGUGCUUCGAUGUAGACGACACCAUCAUACUCUUUUCCACUAAGAAACCAACCUGUCAAAAUCGAUUUGUACGCAUACCUCUAAAUCUCCUCUUAAGUUGUCACGUCAGCCACUACAACUACGACAUAAAUUUACUUGACAUCAAAAACAUUCAUGUGUGCAUGGUUGCAAUCUUCGUGUACAAGUUUCUAAAUCACAUGUUACCAAAUGCUCACAGCACCUGA